This is a messenger RNA of Penicillium chermesinum, 2418 nucleotides long. RefSeq lists its product as uncharacterized. NCBI's taxonomy places the organism in Eukaryota, Fungi, Ascomycota, Eurotiomycetes, Eurotiales, Aspergillaceae. The coding region runs from base 1 to 2418 and encodes 805 amino acids. Gene Ontology annotation, biological process: AMP metabolic process; IMP salvage. Gene Ontology annotation, cellular component: cytosol. The record is from RefSeq and is a predicted model, not a curated record. The transcript has 3 exons. Gene Ontology annotation, molecular function: AMP deaminase activity.
AUGAUCGGUUGGAAUCCCAACACUGCGUCCUCGGACGAUGAAUAUGGCAAUUCCCCAGGCAUCGACCAUGAGUCUGUUGAUCCUCUUUUUCACGAGCCUUCUGAAGAAAACGGCGCUGCGACCGAAAUACUGCCUCGAGACCAACUGCAAAAAACCGCUACCUAUGACUAUGCCUUCGAGAAAUCGCUAAGCCACGCUGAAGCAAAGCUAUUCUAUCAGCACCACCAGCAGGCAUCUAAAGGCAACGAGAACCAAGCUUCAACUAGCCCAGUCAUGGUCGCACGUACUGCCGCUGAUGCACAAAACGACGGCCCCUCGAUUCCGACCAAUUCCACGCCACUGCAUCCAAGCCAGACAGGCCGCAAAGCAUCUAUGAUUCUCGAGCCAGAAGAACCUGCAAGUGCAUCAUUACCGCAAACAGCGGACGGUUCAGCCCAGAGUAACCCCAGCAUUGCACGCCAUAUCGGGCCAGAUCAAUCUUCACCCUACAAUGGUGUUCUGGGUCAACGACCAUCUCAGGUAUUAGCAGGUCUUGAUACGGUUGGGCUGGGGAUAGUUUCUCAUGGCCCGGGUGGGGAUGCCGUUACGGCUGAAUUGGGGGUGAUCUAUCGCAAGAUCCAGGACUUGUUGGACAGACGUCACAAGUAUAUGGCAUUUUCACUCCAAAGACCAGCCGACGAUCCUCGAGACCACCCAGGCUGGCAAAUCUAUCCUCCACCGCCCGAACCUUCCUGGGAUGACGGCAAAGAAUAUCAACGGGAUAAGGUUGGCGGACCGGCAGAUAUCGAGGGAAAAAGACGGAAGAUGGGCCAGGACAUUGGCGAGGACUUUGACAUGGAUGAAUUGAUGCCUCUGCCUGAUAAGUGCUCCUGGACCUAUCGGCUGGAUAGCAAUAGUGUCUAUCAGGUAUUUGAGUCUGACACUGCGGCGGAUCAAAAAGCUCCGAUUGUUGAGAUUCCGUCCCUGCGAGAUUUUUAUAUGGACCUAGAUGCCGUGGUUGAUGUUUCCACUGACGGGCCUGCAAAGAGCUUUGCCUUCAGGCGUCUGUCUUACCUGGAAGGCAAAUUCCAGCUGUAUACCUUGCUUAAUGAGUACCAGGAAAUUGCAGACAGCAAGAAAGUGCCACAUCGAGAUUUCUAUAACGUGCGAAAGGUGGACACCCACGUACAUCACUCCGCAUGUAUGAACCAAAAGCAUCUGCUACGUUUCAUCAAGAGCAAAAUGCGCAAAUCCCCUGACGAGGUGGUUCUUUUCCGUGAUGGAAAACAUCUCACACUGAAGGAGGUUUUCGAAAGUAUCAACCUCACUGCCUACGACUUGAGUAUUGACACCCUUGAUAUGCACGCACACACAGACUCCUUUCAUCGGUUCGACAAAUUUAACUUGAAAUAUAAUCCGGUCGGAGAGUCUCGUCUUCGAGAAAUAUUCCUCAAGACCGACAACUACAUCAAGGGCCGCUAUCUGGCGGAGAUCACUAAAGAGGUCAUCUCGGACUUGGAAUCCAGUAAAUACCAGAUGGUGGAGUGGCGUAUAUCGAUAUACGGGAGAUCAAUGGACGAGUGGGACAAGCUGGCAGCUUGGGUGGUAGACAACAAGCUAUUUUCUCCCAACGUUCGCUGGUUGAUUCAGGUCCCUCGCCUGUAUGAUGUAUACAAGGCAAGUGGGAUGAUGGAAAAUUUCGAGCAGGUUAUCACCAAUGUUUUCCAGCCACUGUUUGAGGUGACUCAGGACCCUGCCAGCCAUCCCAAACUCCAUGUCUUCCUUCAGCGGGUGGUCGGGUUCGACAGUGUCGACGAUGAAAGCAAAGCAGAGCGUCGGCUAUACCGCAAGUAUCCCAUUCCACGUGAAUGGAAUACCAAGCAGAACCCACCGUAUAGCUACUGGAUCUAUUUCAUGUUCGCCAACAUUGCCUCACUGAACCACUGGCCCGGCGAUCCUGACCACCUGGCUGUCGGUUUUCUCUGCUGCCAUAGCAUCAGCCACGGAAUCCUGCUGCGGAAGGUGCCUUUACUCCAGUACCUCUAUUAUUUGGAUCAGAUUGGAAUUGCUAUGUCCCCGUUGAGUAACAAUGCUCUGUUCCUGACAUAUGACAAAAACCCUUGUGCAAGCUUCUUCAAGCGCGGGCUCAAUGUGUCUCUAUCUACCGACGAUCCACUUCAGUUUGCCUUCACCAAAGAACCAUUGAUUGAAGAGUACUCAGUCGCUGCGCAGAUCUAUAAGUUUAGCGCGGUCGAUAUGUGUGAACUCGCGAAGCACUCGGUUAUGCAGAGUGGGUUCGAGCUCUCGUUGAAAAGGAGAUGGUUAGGCUCGGACUGUGAUCUUCCUGGUGUGGCAGGAAAUAAUGUUGCUAAAAGCAAUGUCCCUGAUAUUCGUGGGAUCUUCCGCUAUGAAACGCUGCUUGCCGAGUUGUCAUUGUGA